AUGGCGAAGACAGAGAGCGUCGAUUGCUCGGAUAGGGAAGGAUGGACUGCAUUGCAUAAGGCGGCAGCGAAUGGAAAGGCAGACAUCUUGAGGUCCCUCCUCGCUCAGGGCUCCAAUGUGAAUGCUCAGACGAAGAACGGGAGGACGCCGCUGUACCUCGCUGCAGUGGAUGGGAACGAGGAGUGUGUCAUGCUGCUGCUGGCAAACGAUGCAGACCCGGGCAUCAAGAACGAAGAAGGAAGAGCUGCGGGGGAGGUAGCGAAGUUGUUCAACCACCAUGCAGUCCUCGAGUUGAUUCGAGGAGAGAGAAAG
Messenger RNA from Guillardia theta CCMP2712, 312 nucleotides. RefSeq lists its product as hypothetical. NCBI's taxonomy places the organism in Eukaryota, Cryptophyceae, Pyrenomonadales, Geminigeraceae. The annotation marks the transcript as partial. Gene Ontology annotation, cellular component: nucleus; cytoplasm. The record is from RefSeq and is a predicted model, not a curated record. The transcript has a single exon. Gene Ontology annotation, molecular function: protein binding.